Messenger RNA from Eriocheir sinensis (Chinese mitten crab), 5803 nucleotides. Its product is annotated as zinc finger protein 490-like. The transcript has 3 exons. Lineage: Eukaryota; Metazoa; Arthropoda; Malacostraca; Decapoda; Varunidae. The coding region runs from base 744 to 2675 and encodes 643 amino acids. The record is from RefSeq and is a predicted model, not a curated record.
AAACCCAAGCAAACCGACAUGGAACAGGAUCACACACACAUACAUGCUGGUUGGCGGCGAGGGUCUUCAGGGGAGGCGACAUACGUGAGGAGAUGAGGUGGACGCGUGUAUGGCUUCUUUCCGUGGGUGUUGUCCCCUUCUCCCGCGGGGGCACAGCACUGCUAGGUUUUCUCUCCGCUCCGCAUCUCCCGUCCUCUCUAGUCCUCCAUCAGCACUCGUACCCGCUGUGUCUUUACCUUACAAGCAAAGCAAAUCGCAUCAAACAAGGAAAGCCAGUGCGCAUCCUCCUACCAUUCGUCAACCUCCUGUCGUGAAUCUUGCAAAAGAAAUCGUCGUGCCUUCCUCUCGUCACAGAUCAACACACAGCUGGCGAACUUGCAAUCAACGUCUUCGCAUCUACUCGUCCUUCGUUGUGGAUGUCAUUUUACUACAUAUGCGUUUUCUGCUGUGUUUGAACGACUUUUAUCGAUCAGAAUCAUUUAUGUCGGUGGAAAUGAUUGCUCUGCGAAGCUUGGGAUGUCCCUUUCGGCUGUGAAUUAAAUGUUUAUACUAUGUUGCCAUUGGUGCGAGUGAUACAUCUAGUGGUGGCCAAUAUCUACAUCACCAGCUGGUCUUAUUUUGAAUUACUUUGCGAUUAUAAAGUACACAAGGGGUCUAUUGAGAGUAAGAUAUACGUAUUUUAAAAGAAUACAUACUUCGAUCUCAUCAACUGCAGCUACAUUGGUGAUAUUCAGGCCACAACUAUGUUCAGUUUCCGUGAUCUUGUGGAGUCAAUGGAAAAGAACAAAUAUGAGAGUGUAAAACAAAAGCCGCCUCCUAUACAGCCUCCUCUGCAAAACAUCUCCUCCUACGAGGCUCAUAAAGACUGCGAGAUCACCCCGAGAAGCCAGGCAUCCCAGUGCAAAGUGGAGGCCACUGAUGAGGCGGAGGACGGAUGGGAAAGACGUGAGGGACUGUGGGGCUGCAAUGAGUCACGGGAGGACCAGGAACAGGAACGGAAAGGAAUAUGGUGGAAGGACGAGGAGUUUGGAGUGACAAGAACAGGGCAGCAUGAGAAUGAUAAAAUGGAAAUUGAAGCGACACAUACAAAGAUAAAAGAUACAGAAAAAGCUUUGACCUUAAAGAGGAAACAACCGAGCAUGACGUCGGGAAACUCAAACUGUUAUAAUAACUUGUACGCCCCACUCAGAAAAAGUUGUACUCUGCCGGGGACAUUAUCACCUCUACCCGAUCUAGCACACACGGAAGAAACUCUUGGGAAACAAAAUGUAGAAUCUUCAAACCUAAAAGUGCGCUGCAGUCGAGGCUCUGGAUGCGAACAAGGACAUAAUUCUGAUCACGAUCCACCGGAUCCUUCGUCUUGGAGCCCAAGUGGGGAUCAAUAUGAUGUGCUAGGUAAACUUGAAUACCUAGGGGGAAGUAAAAGAAAAGUUCGCGGUAUAGAUAACCAAUACAGAACAGCAGAAGAAAGAUAUUCUUUUGAAUUUGUAGACGAAACAAUAGAAGACUGUCAUCAAUUUGGAGACGACUCUUUAAGGAAAGUAGCGGACUCAAUAGGAAGUGAAGGCACCUCGGAGGAAUUCACUUCUCAAGAAUUCUUUAUUCAUGCAUCAUACAAUUCAAGGCAAUAUUUUGAUGAUGUAUGGCACAGAGGAGUGUCAGGAAAAGACACACGCACUUUAGGGAAGCAUCUUGGAAGUAACACGAAACAGGCGGAGAACGCAAGGGGCUGCGACUUGAACUGUCCCGUCACGAUGUGGCCACUGAACAACACUACUUCUGCUUUCACGCCAUUGAUUGGAGAUAAACAACAAACUAACUCUGCGACAUACAAAAACGCAGCGUGUUGUGACUUCCAAACAAAGAAUAAGGUGAGAGUUGAGCACAAAUGGACAACACAGAAUUCCACAGGCCAUGGGGAAUCACAAAAUUCGAAAGACUCUGAACAUGUAACAUCUAAAGGCAGUCACAAACCUGGUAAAAAGGAAAGCACAAGACCAGCCAGCAAGAGAGGAAGAAACUCAGGGAUUCCUUCCAAACAAUCGACGAGAGGCUUGUCGAAAAAAUUAGACAGUGCUGCAUAUAAUAAACAAAUCGACAGAACAGCUUUUAAAACAAACGAGAGGCCCCUAAAUUAUAAAACGCGUAAUAUAAGAAAACACAAAGGAACUGAAACAAAAAUUGGAUUCCAUGAAACUGACAACAAAGCUGAAGAUACAAGAGGGAAUGAAGAACCCCGGUCAUCCUCUCCCUCUUCAUUAGGAUUCAGGUGUCCGCGGUGCUCGUGCUGGUGGCGGGACGAGGCCUCCCUGGCGCGCCACCUCCGCCAGCACGCCCCGGCGCGGCCCUUUGCCUGCGCUGACUGCCCCUCGCGCUUCAACCAGCUGGUGCACCUGCAGAUACACCGCCGCACGCACAGCGGCGAAAAGCCCUUCCGCUGUACCUCCUGCAGCGCCUCCUUCAGCAGGAAGGACAGGCUGAGGUCGCACGAGCGGAGGCACAGUGGCGAGCAGCCCUACACGUGUCCGUACUGUUCCCUCUCCUUCCGGGACGCGGCCAGCCUCCGGAGUCACGUGCCAGUUCACGCCCUCCAGCUUCCCUUCACCUGUCGCGUCUGCCGCUCCACCUUCGCACACCUGUCCACCUUCACUUCACACUGGCGACAGCACAAAUAAUUAUGCAGGUGUCAUAUUUAUAUUUGCAUUAUUGGAUUGUUUCUGUCUAUCUAGCUGUCUGUAUGUCUGUUUCUCUGUUACUCAACUUUUGCAAGAUAUCUUUCCACAUGAACAAUUGAUAAACGACCUGAUGUUAAUCAAGUACAUAUUUUUUCUUUUUUUCUUUUCCUGCGCUGUGAAGGGUACGAAGAAUGAUCAAGUAGCCAGGGUAACUUGAUAAGGUUAACGGCGAGUGGUACGCCCUAAUAUCUCGAUACAUGUUUAUGUAGCUGUCUUCCCCCCACCCUGGGGCCCCUUUGCUCUGCUGCACGUUACAUUGCCCACAUUCCUUGCAUUCCACUCAUAAACAGGCCAUUGUGCAUCUCUUCGCAUCAGCCCGCAUCCAUUGAAUACUUUGUUGUUACACACACACACACACACGCACACACCAUUUGCUGACCCUCCGCCUUCUCAAGCCCACACUCAUAAAAUAAAACUUGGCUAUAUGAUUGUUCUAUAGAUUGAUAUUUUAUAGUUAGAUCAGUCAAGGAAGCGUCGAUGAACUGGAUAGGACGCAAAACAGCAAAUGGUACCUAAGUGUGUGUGGCAUGGCUGUAACCUAUAUCGGGUAGGUACUAUGUGUAGACAUGCAUGUUUAUAUAGAUUAUAGGCUACGUGCCAGCAUGUAAACCAGCGAGAUAUAAAUAUGUUGUUCAUGUUUCGUCAAAGCACCGAACUUAUUAUCGAGCUUUUGAACCCUAAUUAACUCCAUAUCAAAAAGAAAUAAUGAAAUCAAUCAUGCCUUUGGAUUAUCACAACUUACCCUCUCACGUUUCCACCGGUAAGUGUUGCUCUGCUGACCAAGGAGGUAGAGAGUUGCUCGCCGUUGAGUAAGCCCGUCUGGGACUAGGGGUGUGCGCCUUGACCCGUCGACAGAGACUAAUGAAGGCCCGUGCCCGUCAGCCAAUCUGUAGUCUCCACUUCCUUGAUACGGAUGCAGCUUCGUUAUACCAAGAACAAUGUAACUACACUCUAUUUCCCUGACAGCUUUUUUGGGAAGGACUCUAUCGUACUUUUGCUAUUUUUUUUCUUUAUGCCUUGUCAAACUGCAUGAAAAUGUAUUAGUGCAUGUAAGUGCCACACUACAUAAUUGAAUAAUAAGUUUCACAAGUUGACUGUUGUUACACCUGAAGAACCAUUCAUUAUUUUUAAACUAAUAAACUAUAUUGAAAUUGGUGAUAGGUACACCUUUCAUAUGAUAUCUCCUUUACGGCAACCAUGAGAUAAAGUCAGUCUCGUUUGAUCAUUCACCACAAUCAGCUCAGAUGAAAUGUGCUUCAGGGAAAAUGUGUGAUAGAUGCUUCACUAACUGGUUCAUUAUCUCAUCUAUUCUUUAAACUCAGUAAAGACUCCCAAAAAGCUAACAGGGAAAUCGAAUAAAUAAGCUGUCAAAUAAUAAUUAAAUUUGACGUCUGUAUGUUGUUAUCACAUUGCCCUGCUUCCUCAGAUCAGUUGUUAAGACUCAUAAGGUGCAUUACAUGUUCACAUGAUUCUUCAUGAUCAUUUUGUUGGACCUCCACAUUGCAUACACACCCCUGUUUUCAGUCUCAGGAAUGAAUACAAUAUUAACAAUCUCAUAAUUUUCAAUACAAAGGAUGAGUGAUUCUUUAAUGAUGGGUGUGCAAACCAAUUAUAAACCUGUUAAUAACUUUAUUACAUAAAAAUACAAUAAAGAAAAGCUUAACCAAUCUCUGUAUAUUCAUAAAUAUCCCAUAAUAUUUCAACAAAGUAGUUUGUAACCUAAUGCUGCAUAUGUAUAACUUGUCUUUUAACAAUGUGACUUAUACUCUUUAUUUACCAUUACAAGUUGACACGAGUAGAAUACUCGUUUUUAUCAUGAAAGCAUUUGAAUUUUUAUAUGAAACUUCAGUUUUACGACAUGUGAUUAAUAAGUUCGAAAAAGGAAAUAUAACAUACCAAAGCAGGAUUGAACAAGGAAAUUAUUUAUGGUAAAAAAAAAAAAAAAAACAAAAAAAACACUUUGCAAGGCAGAGAUGAAAUAUAGGAUAGACUGUCUUUGCAGUAGGCAAGCUCUGACAUAAACCCAUAAAGGACUCAGCAUAUCAAAAUAGGGAACAUCCUAAUGUUAAGGUUACGUAAUCCUUUCACAUAGUUCAAAUGCCCUCAAAUGCUGCCUGAGGAGUUCCAUCAACAACUGCACAACAUACUUCUCUGAAAAUGCUGACAGCAACAGGGAGAGAUGGGAAGAAUUUCUAAAACAUAUGCUUCACAAACUGAAGCUAAAACAACAAUGUAUCUCAUUUAUCAACUUUAAAUCCAUUUAAGUGUUGCCUGAUCAAUCAGAGUAACAGUUUUGGAGAUAGGGACAUGUAAAAAAUGUCAAGAAUCCUGUUUGUUUGUGUCUAAGCCCCUGCCUAGACACCUUAGAUCUUCCUACCACUAUGUGUACCUUGCAUUGGUCCAGUACUUCCCAAACAAUUACCUUCUAAAAAGGUAACUGGAAAGGAUAUUUCAACAGAAUUCAGUUAUGUUCUUUAUGAUGUUGUUUUACGGCAAUUAUAUACAAGUAAACUUUCACUGACAAUUUUAGACUUGCUUAAAAGAUCUAUUUAAUUAUAUCACGAGGGGAAUCAAGGAUAAAAACAUCAUCAAACCAUGAGACUUGUGAAUGAAAAUCUCUACUUCCUUUGCAUAAAGUACAACUUAAAAAGCUCUAACCAGCUACUGGACUCUUGGUGAGCACUACAGCAAGUAGGAUCUGAAACCAUUGAUAAUAAGGGUACUAACCAGGAUCUAUUCAACUCUUUUACAAGAUUAUUUUGUUUGUUCUUUAAUAUUUUUUGCAGCAUUAUGUUCUUUGCAAAAGUAAUGAACAUACAUUCACAAUUUUUUAUAUUAAAGAUUACAUGACUUUACUAAGAAAAUUUUCUGGAUUUUUGUCUACAUAACACACAAAGGAUUCAUUAAAAUUAUGGAAUCUUUCAUAACGACACCUUAGAAAAAUCCUGAAUUUGUGUUUCCAGAACAUUCCCCAACAUGUCUGCCAAACCUAUCCAACAUAUGCACACAUACAUGUCUGUACACACACACACACACACACAAUUUCCAUCUCCACACUCCUCUAAAUC